This is a messenger RNA of Scomber scombrus (Atlantic mackerel), 2846 nucleotides long. It is a transcript of the gene rps6kb1b, whose product is annotated as ribosomal protein S6 kinase b, polypeptide 1b. The record is from RefSeq and is a predicted model, not a curated record. Gene Ontology annotation, biological process: protein phosphorylation; signal transduction. Bases 83 to 1600 code for a protein of 505 amino acids. NCBI's taxonomy places the organism in Eukaryota, Metazoa, Chordata, Actinopteri, Scombriformes, Scombridae. The transcript is spliced from 15 exons. Gene Ontology annotation, molecular function: ATP binding; protein serine/threonine kinase activity.
UGUGUGUUAGUCCAUGAGGUGCGGGGGACGCCUGCCUGCUAUCCUGCGGUCUGUGACAGAGCGAUUCGAGUGAAGCACCGCCAUGGCUGGAGUGUUUGACAUUGAUUUGGACCAGCCGGAGGAAAAUGUCUCCGACGAUGAGAACGAGGAGGCGCAAUGCAAUGACAUCAUGGACCAGUGCAGUGGAUUUGAGUUCAACAUGGACGACUGUGAGAAGAUUGAGAUAUCGGAGGACAACGUCAACCAGGGGACAGAGAACAUAAGACCUGAGUGCUUCGAGCUGCUGCGGGUUUUAGGGAAAGGCGGUUAUGGAAAGGUUUUUCAAGUUCGGAAAGUUGUCGGCCCCGCUCCUGGCAAAAUAUUUGCCAUGAAAGUUUUAAAAAAGGCUAUGAUUGUACGCAACGCCAAGGACACAGCCCACACCAAGGCGGAGAGGAACAUCCUGGAAGAGGUGAAGCAUCCCUUCAUUGUGGAUCUCAUCUAUGCCUUCCAGACGGGAGGGAAGCUGUACCUCAUCCUGGAGUACCUGAGCGGAGGAGAGCUGUUCAUGCAGCUGGAGAGGGAGGGCAUCUUCAUGGAAGACACAGCCUGUUUCUACCUGGCAGAGAUCUCCAUGGCUCUGGGCCAUCUGCACCAGAAGGGCAUCAUCUACAGAGAUCUAAAGCCUGAAAACAUCAUGCUCAACAGUCAAGGCCACGUAAAGCUGACAGACUUCGGACUGUGUAAAGAGUCCAUUCACGACGGCACAGUCACCCACACUUUCUGCGGUACCAUCGAAUACAUGGCCCCGGAGAUCUUAAUGAGAAGCGGACACAACAGAGCAGUGGACUGGUGGAGUUUGGGCGCUCUGAUGUACGACAUGCUCACAGGAGCGCCACCGUUCACUGGCGAAAACCGAAAAAAGACCAUCGACAAGAUCUUGAAGUGCAAGCUCAGCCUCCCACCCUACCUCACACAAGAAGCCAGAGAUCUCCUUAAACGGUUGCUGAAGAGAAACGCCUCGUCGCGGCUGGGAGCAGGAGCAGGAGAUGCCACAGAGGUGCAGGCUCAUCCCUUCUUCCGACACAUCAACUGGGAGGAUUUGCUGGCUCGAAAAGUGGAGCCUCCUUUCAAACCCUUCCUGCAAUCAGCUGAUGACGUGAGUCAGUUUGACUCGAAAUUCACCAGUCAGACACCCGUGGACAGUCCAGAUGACUCAACCCUUAGUGAGAGUGCCAAUCAAGCCUUCCUGGGUUUCACAUAUGUUGCUCCAUCAGUCCUGGAAAACAUCAAAGAAAGGUUCUCAUUUGAGCCAAAAAUCCGCUCACCUCGGCGGUUCGUGGGCAGCCCGAGAACACCUCUCAGCCCCGUCAAGUUCUCAACAGGGGACUGCUGGACCCGAAGCGCCCUCCUCCCAGGUGGAGGACCGAGUCUCUUCCAGUCUCCUCAGGACCAGGCCAUGGAGCUGUCCACCCCAGAGCAGAUGGACACAACGACCAGCUCCGAGGCCUCGGCCCCUCUUCCCAUCCGCCAGCCUGCCGGGGUCAACCUGGGUCAGAUGAAGCAGCAAGCGUAUCCCGUCGUGGCUAAACGGCCCGAACAUCUACGUAUGAACCUAUGACCCACCGCACCUCUUUAGGAGAAUUUAUUUCUUGACUCUUAUUUUUUUUUUCUUUCUUUUUUUGUUGAUAUUUUUUAAGAAACAAAGCAAAAAGAUAUGAAUGCUAGAGACAAUGAAAAUCAAAAAUUGCACAUCUGCACACUACAUAUACUGUCACAGCCUGGAGUUUGUGCGUGGGUCCGGGACUCCAGCGUGCUGCGGUUUAAAUGCUACCGACUACAUCACCAUCUCACCUCAACACCUCAGGUCUCAUGGCCUUUAUCCUCUGACCCCGCCCCCUCCCUCCCCCCUCCCUUGCUGAACUGGACUAGUAGGACUGGAAUCUUUUUAGGAGCUACAGCCUUUGUGCGACCUGGAAAUCAGAGGCGAUAAUGUAUCACACAAUGUGCAAACAAUUGACCCUAAAAUGCAGUCGGUCUACUGUACGAGACAACGUCCAAAAUGCUUUGUGCUAUUUGAAUGAGCUCCAGGGAGGAAAUUGCUUCCAUUGGGAGAUUUUGACAGUACUUCUUCUUAGACAAUAAACACUUCCUGGCUCUGAAUGAAAUGAUAUAAAUUAGAUUUAUUAUUGAUAAAAGAUCAAAUUAAUUAUUGUGAGCGGCGGACAAGCAGAGGUUCCGCUAUAUAGCUUUAUGUCUUACAAAACGGAUGCAUUAACUGUGCUUUACAUCGAUGAGGAAUCAGAGAGGGUAAAUUAAAUUAGUAUUAGUGUCGUGGAUGACUUGUGGAAUGGCUUAUUUGAUGUGGGAUCCAUCCUUCAAUUAUCUGCUCUUCAGCCACUAUCCCUAAUGGAAAAGCAAAAAAAAAAUGAGUAGAAUCGAGUUGAGCCGAGUAAUGCUAGAACUGUAUAAUGGAUAAGCACCAUUAGGGAUGUAUCACUGGAUUAGUUGACACAUCACCAGACAUAAUUCAGCUUGAUGAAAUGAUAGCGUGACUCACUCUCCCAUCAACACCCAAAACUCAAACUGAUCUCAGUGCUGCUCUGUGUGUUUCCCCUCCUCACACACACACACACACACACUUCUUCCUCUGGCCACCUAGGGGACUGCAGGCCCUGGUGGUGGCGCUGGGACAUCAGACCCCGUCUGACCCCCGGAGUGAUUUCAUAAUGGAGACUGUGUCGCCAGUUGAUCUGGACACCGUCUGCAGUUGUGGGAUUUAAUGCUCCAGAAACUUGGUGCAACAUUUAUAGCCUCUUGCAUCAGCGCUCACUUGUUUAGGAGGGAAUUUUUAAAAUUCCUGAAAA